AUGUUUCUUCUAAAAGUUCCUUCGAUUCUCCUGCUUUUUAUAAACAUCACAUAUUCAAUGUACUAUCUGACCAAUUUUCAUGCUCACUAUCCAGACGCUCAUGUUAUUAUUGCUAACUGUAGUGAUACAGUGUCACUGGCAUGUCCAGUUGGAUUUGAGAGUAAUACAUCAUCAGCAGUACCGACAAUGUGGUUUCGUUUAUACGAGAAUGCUUAUCCUCAACCGUUAAUUCUUGGUGAUCGUCAAUUGAUUGAUGAUCAGCGUUUCAUGCUUCGAACACAGAAUACAAAUCGGCAUCUGGAAAUCAUUGGUGUACGAAAAGACGACGAAGGAUAUUACUUGUGCAAGUCAGGAAACGAAAUCCAAACAAGCUACAACAUAACUAUUCUAAGUAAUUCAUGUAUAGACAUUAUUCCUGAUCAAAUACAUACGAAUUCGGAUGAACCUUUUCAAAUCAUAUGUCGUGUACGGUCAAUCGAAAAUUCCGAUGAAGUUAAUUUUCAUGUCGAAUGGACACGUAACGAUUAUCUAUUAGAGAAUAAUUUGACUGAAUCUAGUUCAAAUUAUUCGUCAGCGGAUGGAAUUCUCUACGACACAUUGACUAUAAAAAACGCCACACGUAAUGACACAGGCAUAUACAAAUGUCGUUAUGGUCAAGAUUUAGUUGCAACAGCUCAAAUCGUUGUCAAUCAUUAUCCCGGCGGUAGUAAAUCACGUCGUUUAAUAUCACAAUUACGUGGUAACAGUUCAUUAUCGCGCGCAUCAUUACGAACAGUAAACUUUUGUUUUUAUAUUGUCUAUGAAAUUGUUCUUGUCGCACUUGUUGCACUCUCAAACACUUAUGAUGAAUUAGGACAAGUCGAUUUAAUAAAUCAAGUGUCAUCACGAAAGAAGAUUUACCAUACGCUGUUCGAUCGAGACUUGGCUCUGCUUUCUCUAGGGUUUCAAUCUGUCAAGUUUAUGAAACGUUGCAAAAAGUAUAUCUAUAUUUUCUUUUCGAAAUCAAUAAACAGACAUCGAUAUCUUCUUUUCAUCAGCAUGCAUUUGAUUGCCACUCUCGCUUUGGUAUUCUGCAUUUCAGCAGUCAACGUUCGUGCAUUAGAUUUAUGUAAAGGUUCAUCAAGUGACGCUCAAGAAGAGUUUCAGUGGAAACUUGAUAAUGCACCCAUCGUUGUUUAUGGAACAGCAACUGAAGUGAAAAACCAAAAUGUUACAUUUACCAUCAACUGCGUACUUAAAGGUUCAUUACCAGUCAACAAAAUCUAUCUCGGUCAACCCACCGAUGUGCUCAAUGUAACUGAAUGCCACUAUUUAGCACCAAACAGGAACUAUAUCGUCUUCCUCGAAUCAACACAAACCAUAGGAGCUGGCAGCACUACCAUCUAUAAAUUUGCCAAUAUGGAAGAAAUCGAAGUCAAUGCAAACACAGCUAAGAACUUCAUGGAUGAAGAAUGUGCUGACCAAGACGAUGAAGGCAUUGAAAUGACCAUGUUCUUUGCUAGUGAUAAACUUCAAUGUAACAAAUUCACUGCUACAUGCAAUGCUGCUAACAAAAAAGCAAUUCUUGCUCAAACCUAUCCACCAUUGACCACAGGAACAACUUUCUUAGGUGGAUAUAAAAAAGUGUUAGGUGUUCCAAGCGAAAAUGAUGCCGCUAUUUCGAGUAAAACCAACGGUGGUAUUGGCGAUGAAGUACGAAAUGCUGCAGCAAUGUCGACAAUCUCCAUAUCAAUGAUCAUCUCUUUUGUCGUUUUACUCAUGAAAUUUCGUCUUUAG
Messenger RNA from Adineta ricciae, 1776 nucleotides. NCBI's taxonomy places the organism in Eukaryota, Metazoa, Rotifera, Eurotatoria, Adinetida, Adinetidae. The record is from the annotation of a GenBank genome assembly.